AGCGGGAACCUGCAAAGAAGCAUGAAAUGGAAGAUUAUGUUCCAUGGCGUUCCUUUACGGCGCAGCAGGCGCAGCAGGCGCAGCAGGGCGACUACGUGAAGGUGGUAUCCCCUGCAUGCUAUCCCAUUCGCUCAAAGCAUUUGCCUCAAAACCCGUGCUGCGAAAGAACAGGUUGCUGUGAAGAUGGCAAAGCCAAAGUGGUUGAUGGGCGAAACGUGACAUGGACCUCUGAUACUGAGCUGGUCAUUGUGGCUCCGCUGGUGACGAACCGGAAGCACCACAGACGGGACUCCAAAAGAUCAAAUCUAUCAUGGAUUACCAAUCAGUCCAUUUUUCCGCACGUCUUGUGCCCUUAUUGCACCGUGGAACGACAGCCACUCUGCGCGGUGAAAACGCAUCAAGGUUUUGAGGCUUCGGUCUACUUGGCCUUCAUCGUCUAUAACUUUGAUCGCUUGCCAAGGACCGUGGCCUUUGUUCAUGGUCACCCAUGGAUACAACAUCACAAAGCGCCAAUAGCCGGAUGUACCAACUGGGCACGACUGUUGCGACUGCGACCGUUCUUAAACGAAGACAUUUUCGUGUAUUUGCAGGGUUCGAGUUGGUUUGGCCGCGUCAACUUGACCAAUUCAAAACCAAUAUGGGAGAAUGUCUUAGGCUUGCCAUUUCCUGACGUCCAAGCAUCAACAUUCCAUGUUGGUCCGCACAUUGUGGUGGGCCGCAACAAGAUCCGAUCACGCCCCAAAGAACUGUACGAGAGACUCUUUGCCUAUGCUCGAGGGGACGACUAUCCUGGAUCGGAUCUGAGCGUGGAUGAAGAUGGAAAGGCCUUUGGAAACGGGCACAUCGCUGCCGGAGACUUCAGUCUGGAGAUCUGGUGGAAUUUGAUUUUUAAUCAGAAUCAGUCCUGGCAACAUCCUGAUGACCCGAAGGGCUUGCGAUGCAAACUGGGUUGGUGCCACGACAAGCAAUGUUGACAUGUCAGGUCUUCUAGCCUUUCCAGAGGUCACCGACCUCGCGUUAGGGUACGUCUUCAUUACGAAAGUUAUCUUCUAAUGACGAAAGAAGUUCUUUAAUUACGAAAACACAUCAAUCAUCUAAUUGCGAAAAGAACCC
Cladocopium goreaui is the source of this 1113-nucleotide messenger RNA. The record is from the annotation of a GenBank genome assembly. NCBI's taxonomy places the organism in Eukaryota, Dinophyceae, Suessiales, Symbiodiniaceae.